CAGAAUACAAUUUUUUUCGACAGACGACGGGCGAGGAAAUUAUGCGCAGCGCGUUGUUGUGGUUAUUUUUUUUAUUUAUUUUUUCGUAAAUAUAUAUAUACCCAAAAGUGCAUAAUUGGAAUGAAAGGCAAAAAUAAAGUGUUCCAUUCACAAGUGUACGUGCAUUUGGCAUUAACUUUCCUCUGAAAGUUGAGCGCACGAUAUUGCAGGCAACGCCAUCAUCGUCGUCGUUGUCGUCGUCGUCGUUUGUGUGUGGAGCGGUGUGCUGUGCUUAGGAACGGAGCGUGAGAGAGAGAGAGAGAGAAGAGAAGCGGACAAACGGCAAGGAAUAUCGCAAAAAAAAGUUGCAGCAAAAGCAACAACGUGCGUGCGUGUGUGUGUGUAGAAAGAAAAGCAUUAAAAAGCCAGAAUAAGAGGAACCACAUUGGCAGCAGGAGAAAAAACGAAACGAAAGAGCGCAAGGUGGGAACCAAGAACAACGAACGACAGCUAAACGGGUGACAGGCGCGACAAGAAAGACAAGAAAAACAGGAGUACAAAUAUACUAAAAGGGCGAAGACAGCAGCAAAGCAACAACAACAGCACCAAGACCAACAACAACAGCAACAGUAGCAGCGAUAAAAUGUUAACCAGCGCCAAGAACAAACAAUUCAAAUAGUGUUCAUUUGGAUAGAGCAAAAAAAAAUCGCAUUUGCCGCUUGUGUAAAUGUGUAUGCAUGUGUGCGAGUGCGUUUGGGUGUAGGUGCUUGUGUGUCUGUGUGUGGCUGUGACAAUGUGUUUUUAUAACAGCGCCUAAUUCGCAAGCAACAACAACAAACGCUAGCAAAAUUAUAUCAGUGAGAAUCCGAAGCUGGAAAAUCAACAACAACAACAGUAGCAGCAGCAGCGGCGGCAAGAACAACAACAACKACCAGCAUUCGCUCGCUCGAUCCCAUUUCACGCGUCGCCUCACCUCGUCUCGCCUUGCCGUCUCUUAUGUUGUUUUCUGUCUGUCACACUUGCAGUUCCAUACGAUCCAGCAUCGCUACGUCAUCGUCAUCGAACUAUCAAGUUAUCGGCCAUCAUCCACAUAAUCAGCACAGGUUCCACACCGGCCAUAUCCACUGACGUUGCACCAGCAACAGAAGCAACAGAAGCAACACAAACAACAAUAACAACACCAAAAACAAUAACAGCUACACAAUGCCCAAAUGCGAUGUGAAAACCCGUUACAUUCCGGCGACUUUCGCAUGGAUUGUGCUGCUACUUACAACAUUUCUCUUCUUCUUUUAUCCCUGCCAAUACUAUGUGAAGAGCCAUCCGUGGGUGCUGGCCUAUCAGGGCGUCAUCACGUUCUUUGUGCUGGCCAACUUUACGCUGGCCACAUUUAUGGAUCCGGGCGUUAUACCCAAAGACUGCGAGGAGGAGUUCCGUGCACCGCUCUACAAGAAUGCCGAGAUAAAUGGCAUUACGGUCAAGAUGAAAUGGUGCGUCACCUGCAAGUUCUAUCGCCCGCCUCGCUGCUCCCACUGCUCGGUGUGCAAUCACUGCAUAGAGACGUUCGACCAUCACUGUCCCUGGGUGAAUAAUUGCAUUGGCAGGCGCAAUUAUAGGUUCUUCUUCUUCUUUCUGGUCUCACUCUCAAUCCAUAUGCUGAGCAUCUUCUCGCUGUGUCUGUUCUACGUGCUCAAAAUCAUGCCCAACAUCAAGCAGACGGCGCCCAUAGUCGCAAUGAUACUGAUGGGCCUUGUCACUGUGUUGGCGAUACCAAUCUUCGGGCUAACGGGCUUCCACAUGGUUCUGGUGUCGCGGGGCCGCACCACCAACGAGCAGGUGACGGGCAAGUUCAAGGGCGGCUACAAUCCCUUCUCACGUGGCUGCUGGCACAACUGCUGCUACACCCAGUUCGGACCACAGUAUCCCAGCCUGCUGAAGCCGAAGAAGUACGCAUCGCGGCGAUCGCAGACCCAAAAUCAAGCCAUCAGCACCAUAUGCAACGAUCGGACCAAUCAACAGACCAACGCCGGCAGUGGUAACGGGGCCGGGGCCGGAGCCGGUGGCAAUGGCAGCACGGCCGGCGGCGUCGGCGUCGGCAGCGGCAUGCGCGGCACUGCGGUACAAUAUUCACCCCGCUCCUACUACGAGUCGAGUCGGGAGAAGCGUGGAAUUCAGGUAAAGACUUAUAUGGCCGAGGGCAAUGGUUAUAAUCAACGGUCGGGCAGCACAACGCUUUAUAGUAAGCUGUCGCCGGGACGCGAGUGCUCCGACACGGACCUGGAGCCGCCGCCCGCCUCACAGAGCCAAGACUGCGAGCCGACGCCGCCGCUGCAGCGCCACAACUCGACCAACUUCUACCUGCCACAGGUGAGCGACACGGCGCCUGGCAUCAACAUGAGCAACAUGAACAACGGCAACAUUGCCAGCGGUGCGGGUGGUGCCUCCAACUCGGCGCAGUCCGGCGGCGGUGGCGACUCGCCGCGUCACUUGCGCAUGUAUCAUCCACGGCACAGUCCGCACGCGCGCACCAGGGGCCUGGAUCCGCAGCGCGGCUACACGAGCGAUCCACUGUCGCCGGACCAGCCGGGCGGUGGCUACGUCGUCAACGGGCAGCAGGGCAUAUCAGUAGCACAAAGCCAGCGCGGUGGCACCACCACGGCCACGCCUACCAUGCAACAACGAAUUAAGCCACUGGGCGUGGCCACCCCACUCGUCAGCGCCAGUCCAGUGAGAAGAUCCAAUCCGGGCACUCCCACGCAACCUCGACGCCCCGACUUCAUCGGGCUGAACGCGCAGGCGGCCCAGCAACAGCAGCAACAGCAGCAACAGCAGCAGCAACAGCAACAGCAGGCGGCCGCAGCGGCAGCUGCCUACUAUGAGUACACCAGCGGGCUACCGCCGCAGCAUCCGCAGGCGCCGACGAUUCAGCACCAGCAGCAACUGCUGCUGCAACAGCAGCGGGUCAUGCUGCAGCAUCAGCAACAGCAGCAGCAACAAGUGCUGCAGCAGCAGCAGUCGCUGGCGCAGGCUGCUUAUGGCGGCAGUCCGCAGCGUCGCUUCCUGUCUGAGGGCGAGCUGGUGCGGCAGGGCGCUGGCGGUGAGCUCUCCUAUGCGCGCUCCAACAACACGGUGGACAACAUACGGGAGCUGGCUGGCAGUCCGCAGCGCGGCGUCUACAUGUGGAAGGACACCUCCCCUGGCUUCGGCGGCGGUGGCGGCGGACCGGCCAGCGUCAGCAUUGGCAGCAGUGCGGGCACUCUGCCAAGCAGCAGCAAUACGGGCGGCAUGAUGCAGCAUGCGCAGUACAUAACGGCCGGCGGUGGCGCUCAUCCGCUCAUCAUGACCCACUCGCGCCUGCAGGACUACGCCAGUCAGCAGCAGCAGCAACAGCAGCAACAACAACAGCAGCAGGCAGCCUUGGCGAAUGCUGCAGCGGCGGCUGCUGCCUCAUAUCAUCGCUCCAAUCCAACGAGCCCCACAACCUUGCCACAGACGUCCGCUGCACAAUCGUACAUUCUGCGCUACGGCGGCGGCGGCGGCGGUGGCGCCGGAGCGGGCGCCCAGUCUGGCAGCAGCGGCAGCAUCGCCAACAUGCCAACCAGCAAUGCCGGCCCUGUGUCCAGCGGCUAUCAGCCCCAGUUGCGUGGCGGCGUGGCAGUCUUUCCACCCAACCCGCUGGCCGGCGUCAACGUGAGCAGUGCGGCCGGGGCGCUGCAGCCCCAGCCAUCGCCUCAGAUCAAGCGCAAGCAGACGCCAACGAGGCCGAUGAGUUUUGUGCGCGCCCUGGAGAUGACCGAUUCAAUGGAGAUGCAGACACUUGAGCAGCAGCAGGCGACGGCGGCCGCUACGAUUGCGCGCAACAACGGCGGACUGCCCAGCGGCAUUCCGGCGAGCCUGGCGCAGCAGAAUGCGGCCGCAGCCGCCGCUGCAGCUGCUGUGGGACGCAAUGCGGCGGCCGCAGCUGCCGCGGCCGCAUCGAAUGCCACUGGCACACCGGACCGUGCCAGCAUCUAUGAUAUGAACUAUGAGAUCUCCGUAUAACCCGUGGUUGUGCCCGUC
This is a messenger RNA of Drosophila arizonae, 4035 nucleotides long. It is a transcript of the gene Zdhhc8, whose product is annotated as zinc finger DHHC-type containing 8. Lineage: Eukaryota; Metazoa; Arthropoda; Insecta; Diptera; Drosophilidae. Gene Ontology annotation, biological process: protein palmitoylation. Gene Ontology annotation, molecular function: palmitoyltransferase activity. The record is from RefSeq and is a predicted model, not a curated record.